AUGUGGUAUAACAACGUUGAUAAUGGAAAUAAUAAUCAAGGCGCGGGGAUAAUAGCAGUGGCAAUCGACAACGGCGUCUCCAGCCAAAAUGCUUUGAAAUGGGCAAUUGAUCAUCUCGUCUCUCGGUCUACCAGCCAUGCUCCUAUCAAGCUUGUCCAUGUACAAUGCGAGGCUGUUCUACUGGAGGAUCAAGAUGUAGCUGAGGCAUUAGCUGAGUACAUUUUCCGCCAUGGCAUUGAGAAUAUCGUUGUUGGUGCUACAUCCAGGACUGGUGGGUUAACUAGGCGUCUAUUCAAGGCAUCUGAAUCUAUUCCAGGCAGAGUCCUGAAGUUGGCACCACAUUUCUGCUCAGUAUACACCAUCAAACAAGGAAGGGUGGGCGAAAUGCGUGAAGCAUCUCGUCCACUUCCAAAUAUUCAUGUUGAGGAGAGGGCAGUGAAUCACCAGUCCGAUCACAUAGGUAGAGGUCCGAUCUACAGAGCAUAUGAUGAGGUCUCAGUGGCUGAGAAUGAUGUUUCGUUUGUAAGCUCAGAAAGACCAAGUACUGAUAGCAUUUUAUCUUUCUACCAAAGUUUUGGGCCAGCUGGACUAACCCGAUAUCCAUUAGAAUCAUCAUCAAACAUGGAAAGUAUUGCAAAACUAGACGAAGAUUUUGACAGUUUUGAUUUUUACACUCCGCAUGAACCGUCAUCAACUGUACAACGUUGUGGAGGAACACCCCUCUUGUCGCAGAAAGAAUUGGAUGACAUGGAAGAGGAGAUGAAAAGGCUUAGAGUGGAGCUGCAGCAAACAAUGGACAUGUACCACGCAGCCUGCAAAGAAGCAGUGGCAGCAAAACAGAAGACAAUUGAGCUACAAGAGUGGAAAUUGAAAGAAGGGAAAAAACUAGAAGAGGCACGAUAUGCCUUAGAAACAACUAGGGAAGCUAUGGAGAAAGAAAAAGCACAUUCUAAAGCAGCAAUUUUGACAGCUGAUCAUCGUCACGAAGUAGCUCAGAGGUUUGCUGAGAAAGAGGUGACAAUCAGUGCAGAUCAAAUAUUCAAAGCUUUAAGGGAGGCUGACGAUGAAGAGAAGAAAAGAGUUUUGGAUGUUUUAGGCAAAGAAAACUACAUUUAUGGUAAGGACUUUAUGCAGAACGGGCGGGGAACCACUGCUAUUUUGGUGGUUUUGCCAGAUGCCUUAAUUGUUGCUGGAGAUUAUGGUAUAUUCCAGUGA
Pyrus x bretschneideri (Chinese white pear) is the source of this 1215-nucleotide messenger RNA. RefSeq names its product U-box domain-containing protein 51-like. The transcript has 7 exons. Bases 1 to 1215 code for a protein of 404 amino acids. NCBI's taxonomy places the organism in Eukaryota, Viridiplantae, Streptophyta, Magnoliopsida, Rosales, Rosaceae. The record is from RefSeq and is a predicted model, not a curated record.